AUGGAACAAAUCCAAAAUUCAGCUGUAAAGGGCGUGCCAGCAACUGUAACAGAUGCCCCUGAAAGUGAAAGAGGAAGCGAAGACCUAAAUGAAGAAAUUGGCGCAAAUCAGGAGGCAAUCAACAACAUCCUCAACGGAGCGGAGGAUGAAUAUGAACGAAUUCUUGGUGUUAGUAGAGCUGCUGACGAAGCAACAAAAAGGAAAGCAUACCUUAUGAGGGCUCUGCUUGUACAUCCAGACAGGAACGCGAACAACAGUCAAGCAAAGAUAGCACAUCAAUGGCUCACACAAGCACAUGACAAUAUAGAUAAACCAGUCAAUUCACCUACUCUUGACCCUGGAGCACCGAGUUUCGCAGCAAGUGCAUAUAAGGAUGACGAACAUGAUAAACCCGAUAAUGACCCCAACCCGGAUGUGGCGGGUAAUGAAAUCUUUGUACGGAGAGAGGCCCCACAGGAUAUCCAGACAAUUUACAACGAUGUCGAUCCUUAUAUCAAAAAGUUGCUUCUAGAAGAUCCCUCAGAUGAGGCAGCACGACAAGCGAUUAAAGGUGCAGAGGGACGCAUUGUGAAGUACUAUCAAGAUCCUUCAAAUCACGUGGACCUCAUUGAACAGUUUAGACUUGACAGUGGGUUAAUCUUUAGUUGUGCUGAACGACGACUAGCUCACCAAUAUGAAUUUCUUCAUCCCAAAAAGGAUCUCAAAUUACCGCAUGAUCACAUGAUAUGGAAAAUGAACGAGGAGAAAAAGCAGAAGGCGGAAGCAUAUGAAAAUGUGAAGACACUCCUUCAGAAGCAAGGUAAUUGGAAUGGUUGGCCGGAAGACUGGCAAAUUGGAGACAUGGUCCAGACAGAAAAGGCGCAGUCACCUCCCCCAUCACCUUCUCUUAGAUCACUCUAUCUCACGGCCAGUGAAUAUAUAGAGGUCUUGAAGAGAGACCCGGAAAAUAUGGAAGCGCUGCAAGGAAUCUAUAACAUCAAUGAAAAAAUACGCGCUCAGUUGCAUGAAAAUGACAUGGACACCGGCCAAGGCGAAAUCCAGAUUGGAAUCAUACUAAGUCGCUACAGAGAGAUAAAUCCCUACCUGUCGCGGUUGAAACAAACACCUACAGAUGUUGACGCUCUGAGGAAGGCAGAUUGUAUUAAUGAUGAGAUAAAGGAUAUUAUUGUUGAGCAUGGUUACCCAGAGACUUGGGCGAUGUUCAUCCCACCCUACACCGAGUUGUCUGGAGGCGGGGUCGGCGACACAUCCACAACUCCUGCUGGUCCUCCGGUGCAACGACAGGCUGGAGGCAGGCUUCAAACUGCAGGUCCAUCUUUGUCUAACCCUGUAACACGUGAUGGGGAACCAAUCUGUGGCCACCGCGAAUGGAAAAUUGGCGAAAAAGAUGGUGAACCUAUACGCGCAUAUCUCUUCGCAGUGUUACCUGACGAAAGCGUCCCAAUUGGCGAACUACGAUCCGGGACACGACUAGGCGAGACAGCAAAGAAGGCUUAUUUUGGAUCCUCCGUGGUUAACGAAGUCAGACGUCAUGAAGAAAUGGACAAAGAAAAAUGGCAGGAGCUUUUGGCGGUCUUUGUGCAUACAACGUCAGCUAGGAAGGUUCCUGAAGCUUGGUUGAUGCCUCUUCUGGCUGAUGGAUCUGGCACACAAACUCCCCUCAUGACACGCACAGAGUACCGGAAACUCCGGAACGGCGUGGAUGCAGAAUAUGAUAUCGCCCAAUUCUAUGAGAAGUAUGGGUUGACCCCACCGAAGUAUAUGAUCCCAAAGUUACCACCACGAGGCCCAAUUCAGGCCCGACGCCACGAACGAGACAAAAGGGGAGGUACGGAAAAUGUUAAUACCCGUCGAGCUCUAGAAACAGCAGCCGAUGUUGAGGACCGACGGUACCAGCCAGGUAACACGGGAGCAUUGGACAAUUAUAUUCAGCAGCUCCGUCAGCGAGGGGAGAUUUCCCAGGGCAAACAACCUAAACAGAGUACCAUGAACAAUCGAAAACCCAGGCAUCAGGAUCCUCCGCCCCCAAAAGCAGUAGCCGAUGUUGAGGACCAACAACCCCCGCAGGAUUACACGAUGGCAUUGGACAAUGUUAUUCAGCAACUCCGUCAGCGAGGAGAGAUUUCCCGGGGCAAGCGACCUGUGCAGAAUACCGUGGUAAAUGAACAAAAGCGAAGAUCGAGUCGCCAGACUGGCGACCAAUCUAGAAGUGGGCUUUUUAACAACACAUCCUCAACUCCUGCCGUUCCCCCAGUACAGGGAGGCCUUUUUGGCCACGGACAACCACUUAGACAGACGAUACAGAAUCCUGGCAGUUUUAACAACAUAACAGCAGCAGAAAGAAAUCGGGAGAUUGAGGAGUUACGAUCCCGAUUAGCCUACUUGACGGCUGGGGGAGCAGUGGCAGAAUAA
Molecule: messenger RNA, 2412 nt
Organism: Aspergillus tanneri
Lineage: Eukaryota; Fungi; Ascomycota; Eurotiomycetes; Eurotiales; Aspergillaceae
Exons: 2
Coding region: 1-2412 (803 amino acids)
Source: RefSeq, a predicted model, not a curated record